AUGCAAAUUCAAGCGUUUAUCUUCUGCGGAAGGGGUGAAAACUUAUCGCCUUUUUCGCAAUUCAGUGCAGAUGAGGUCAGUAAUAGUCAUGGUCUUCCCAAAGCAUUGCUCCCUGUUGGAAACCGAAUGAUGAUCGAGUAUGUUUUAGACUGGUGUAAUCAAGCGGAUUUCAAGGAAAUCAAUGUUGUUGCGCAUUCAGAUGACAUUGAUCUUAUCCAACAGGCUCUGGAGCCCUACAUGGCAUUGAGAGAGCAACAGUAUGAAAUAAUUUCCAAGUCUUUGUCGAGCUCAAUGCAUAUUCAUUAUUUGCAGAAACCUCGCGCCAUAAAUUUUCUGGCCACCAAGGGCCAUUCAACAGGUGAAACGCUUCAAAAGGAAUUGCUCAGUAAGAUUACCACGGACUUUGUUUUACUUCCCUGUGACUUUAUCACGGAUAUACCGCCGCAAAUUUUUAUAGAUCAGUUUCGAAACAGGGAUCCUGAGAAUAUAGCGUUGACAUUUUAUUACAAGAACGCUUUAGAAGCUGCUGACAAGAAGUCAAUCGGGAAGCAGUUCUUUACUCUCUACGCAAAAAAUGAAGAUUCCGAAAGUCGACCAGUCCUGCUUGACAUCUACUCCAAAGAUGAUGUCAAGAAAUCGAAAAAUUUGAAAAUUAGAACGCAUUUACUUUGGAAGUACCCAAAGACCACUGUAUCGACGAAGGUGUUGAGCGCAUUCAUUUACUUUUGCUCCUUUGAACUUUCGCAUUUACUUUCCAUCAAAGAAACAAAGGAAGAUCAGAAAAGCUCUGGUGGUGAAGAAGAGAUCAUUUCAAAUCAAGUUGCCACAGAGAUCAAACCAAGCUAUUUCAGAACAGAGAAUGAGUUAGUUAAGGAUUUCAUAAACUGUAAUAAAUCCCUUGGAAAAGUCUUCAGAGAUUUGGCGAGACGUUCAUGGAAACAUUCCACACCAAGGGAAACGGUUGGCAUUUUCAUAUUACCCGAAUUGGGAACCUUUGUAAGGGCUAAUAAUUUGAAUGCGUUUAUGGAAGCUAAUAGAUUUAUCCUCAAGAUUAAAGUGCAGGCAUCAGCAACAAAUACACAAACCACAACAGCUGGUGCCUCAGCAAUUGGUGCAGAUGCCAUUGUGGGUUCUAAUUGUACAAUUUUGGAGAAGAGUAAUAUCAAGCUUUCUGCCGUUGGCGCUGAUUGUAAAAUUGGUAAUCGUUGUCGUAUUGGUGGCUCUAUUUUGUUAAAUGGCGUCACCAUUGAAGAUGAAGUAAUACUUGAAAAUUGUAUCAUUGGUCCGCAUGCCAAAAUUUCGAAGAAAAGCAAGCUGACAAACUGUUACGUGGAAGGCUCUUAUAUUGUUGAUACAAGAAGUGCUUUGAAAGGAGAGACCUUAACGAAGAUCAUCUUCGAUGAUUCUGAUGACUUAUCAGAUGACGAUGGUGCGGAAAGCUCAAGUGAAGGAGACGAGGACGAAUAUAUAGAAGAGUAUUAUGAUGACGAUGACUUAGGUGAGGACUUAUUUCAACGUUAA
Messenger RNA from Zygotorulaspora mrakii, 1521 nucleotides. It is a transcript of the gene GCD1, whose product is annotated as translation initiation factor eIF2B subunit gamma. The transcript has a single exon. NCBI's taxonomy places the organism in Eukaryota, Fungi, Ascomycota, Saccharomycetes, Saccharomycetales, Saccharomycetaceae. The coding region runs from base 1 to 1521 and encodes 506 amino acids. Gene Ontology annotation, biological process: cytoplasmic translational initiation. Gene Ontology annotation, molecular function: guanyl-nucleotide exchange factor activity; translation initiation factor activity. The record is from RefSeq and is a predicted model, not a curated record. Gene Ontology annotation, cellular component: guanyl-nucleotide exchange factor complex; eukaryotic translation initiation factor 2B complex.